Molecule: messenger RNA, 1192 nt
Organism: Brachypodium distachyon (stiff brome)
Lineage: Eukaryota; Viridiplantae; Streptophyta; Magnoliopsida; Poales; Poaceae
Product: V-type proton ATPase subunit E
Exons: 5
Coding region: 185-880 (231 amino acids)
Biological process (GO): proton transmembrane transport
Cellular component (GO): proton-transporting two-sector ATPase complex, catalytic domain
Molecular function (GO): proton-transporting ATPase activity, rotational mechanism
Source: RefSeq, a predicted model, not a curated record
UACGCUGAUCUCCCACUCCCCGUCGUUCCUUCCCAUUGCCUCUGCCUCGUCCAUCCAUCCAAGGAAAAACAAGAACACACAAGCACACGACCAAGGAAAGGAAAAACAAGAAGGAAAGCGGCGGAAGAUCUAGAAACCAAGUAGCGGAAGGGACGAUCGAUCGAUACCCGAGUGAUCAUCCAAGAUGAACGAUGCCGACGUCGGGAAGCAGAUCCAGCAGAUGGUCCGGUUCAUCCAGCAGGAGGCCGAGGAGAAAGCCAGCGAGAUCUCGGUUGCCGCAGAGGAGGAGUUCAACAUAGAGAAGCUGCAGCUGGUGGAGUCGGAGAAGAAGAAGAUCAGGCAGGACUACGAGCGCAAGCAGAAGCAGGUGGACAUCCGCAGGAAGAUCGAGUACUCGACGGAGCUGAACGCGGCGCGGAUCAAGCUGCUGCAGGCGCAGGACGACGUCGUGUCGGAGAUGAAGGAGAGUGCGGGCAAGGCACUCCUCCGGGUGACCAAGGACACCAACACCUACAGGAAGAUCCUCAAGAGCCUGAUCGUGCAGAGCCUGCUCCGGCUGAGGGAGCCGUCGCUGGUGCUGCGGUGCAGGGAGGCGGACCGGGUGCACGUGGAGCCCGUGCUGGAGGCGGCCAAGAAGGAGUACGCCGAGAAGUCCAAGGUCAACCUCCCCAAGAUCAUCAUCGACGGCAAGGUCUACCUCCCGCCCCAGAGGAUCAACGACGCCGCGCACGGGCCCUCCUGCUCUGGAGGCGUGGUGCUCGCGUCGCAGGACGGCAAGAUCGUCUGCGACAACACGCUCGACGCCAGGGUGGACCUCUCCUUCAGGCAAAAGCUUCCUGAGAUCAGGAAGAAGCUCUACAGUCAGCAAGUGUCACAAUAAAGUUUCUUUAAUUCAUACGGGCUACCAUUUUCUUGAAUAAAUCACAAGCGGUUCGUGAUGUGCCUGCUUGCAUUCCAAAGUUCCUAUGUCUUAUCUGCAACGAUAUGUAUGGUCGCAUUUGUAAUGGAGGAAAUUGCUGGCGAGGUGGCGGACGGCUGGGUUCCCUUCUUUUGUACUAGUACCCGCAAGACCAUAUAUAUGCAUGUAUCAUCCAUUCUGCGUAGCAGCAUGUAAUAGACUGAGUACCGCAGAUCAUGCAUGUAAUGUUUUCGUUCAGAGAAGAAAGACAAAUUCACGAGGGUCGUGCAUGUA